Molecule: messenger RNA, 3829 nt
Organism: Chelmon rostratus (copperband butterflyfish)
Lineage: Eukaryota; Metazoa; Chordata; Actinopteri; Chaetodontiformes; Chaetodontidae
Gene: lnx2b
Product: ligand of numb-protein X 2b
Exons: 10
Coding region: 433-2520 (695 amino acids)
Molecular function (GO): protein binding; ubiquitin-protein transferase activity
Source: RefSeq, a predicted model, not a curated record
ACAAGUAUGUUGUCCCGAAACUGGGAAAGUCGCCCAGCCUCCGCCUGUAGGUUGAACUCCACCUGGGACCGCGGACUGUGAUCCCUCACCGACAGCAAUGCGGUAAAACAUGUGAGAAAAGCUCGGAGGUGUAGCUGCUGCCCGGUGUUUGGGCUCUUUUAAACUCGUUUUCCACUCGAGUUCACACUGGUCUCUUUGUUUUAGCUAGCGUCGCGUUAGCUGCUUCCGGAAAACAACCUUCACACAGAAAAUCAAGAUGAAGACAUGGAGAUAACAGUUUUGACUCGGGAUCAUCGUUUCUCCGUUCCAAUGGAUUGUAGCUUUGGACACGAAGACGUAGGUUCGUGAAGUGCACCAAACACGUUUUUUAAGGAGAUAAGAGAACGCAGAUCUUUUCCAGAGACAAAGAAGUUUGGACUGAACUCCAAGCCAAUGGCUACAACAGAAGCCAAAGCUGCCGGCAGCAGUUGCACUGCAGGCCUGUCGUGGGCGCGGGUCUGUAAGGAGUGUGGCCAGCAGCACGAUUGCCUGGAGAGCCACCUGUACGAGUACCAGGAUGAUGUGGAUGAUGAACUGGUUUGCCACAUCUGCCUGCAGCCCCUCCUCAGACCUAUGGACACCCCUUGUGGCCACACCUAUUGCUUUCACUGUCUGAGCAACUUCUUGAAAGAGCAGGACUUCUGCCCCGUGGAUCGCCAGCGGCUGCAGUUGCACCAGUGCCGUCCCUCCAGCCUGCUGGUCAGGAACCUGCUGGACAAGCUGGCUGUGGUGUGCCCCCACAAUGAGUGUCAGCAGCAGAUGCAACGCUGUGAACUGCAGCCUCACCUGCACAACAGAUGUCCUGUUUUCAGAAGACUGAGGGAGGAAGCAGAGAAGAGGAAGAGGCCCUCGUGGAACGAGCUAAAGGGACGUAAGGGUGACGGGGAGUCGUCUGCUGAUGCUAAACAUUCAGCUACACUGUGCCGAAAUCCCACCCGAGAUCAGCCCGAGCCCGGCCUGAUUAAUCCUGCCUAUGAAGAAAGUGAGGAUGAUAACACCCCCCUGCGGUCCAGUCUGGUGGCCGAGGCCAAUGUGGUGGAGCUGUUCAGAGACGAGCCGGAGGAAGAGCUGGGCCUCCGCAUCGUGGGGGGCAAAGACACACCGCUGGGGAACAUAGUCAUCCAGGAGAUUGUCAGGGACUCGCUAGCAGCUCGUGACGGCAGACUGGCCCCGGGGGACCAUAUCUUAGAGGUGAAUGAUGUCAGUUUGGCUUCAGUCCCCCACGCCCGGGCCAUCGCAGUGCUGCUGCAGCCUUCCCUCCUCAGGCUCACCGUCAUGCAGGAGAAAGGUUUCAAAACAAGGGAUCCACGGUCUGAUCCUCACUCCUCCUCUUGCACCACUUCCACCGCCUCCCAGCCCUCUCACAGUCCCCAUGGCAAUGCUACCUCCAAUCAUAACCCCGGCACAGUCCUGCAGGUGACACUAAUGAAGAGUCAGCGCACCGAACCACUUGGCAUCAAACUCAUACGCAAAUCGGAUGAGAGUGGGGUUUUCAUUCUGGACCUGCUGUCUGGUGGUUUGGCUGCCAAAGACGGAAAACUGAGGAACAAUGACAAGGUGUUGGCCAUCAAUGGACAUGACCUGAGGCAUGGUACACCUGAGAGUGCUGCCCACAUCAUACAGGCGAGCGAGAUGCGCGUGAACUUCGUGGUGAUGAGACCUGCAGAGUCUCAGGAGGAAGGAGGAAGCAGCAGAGAGGGACAACACAGCAGAGCAGCCCGGAGGCCAGAGCCGCAGUACUUCAGGCGCCGCUCCACCUACAUGAAGGAUCCUCCAGGUGGGUUUUCCAGCCAGGAGAAGACUGUGAGCCUGAAGAAGGAGCCUCGGCUCUCCCUGGGCAUCACCAUUGCCGGGGGGAGGGACUGUCGCAGCCGCCUGCCCGUUUACAUCACGAGUGUGCAGCCUGUUGGCUGUCUGCACCGGGAUGGCACCAUCAAAAGAGGUGACGUCCUGCUGAGCAUCAACGCUGUUGAUCUGACCCAGCUGACCUACAAUGAGGCAGUUUCUGUGCUAAAGGCUCAGACAGCUCAGUCCCAGGUGGUGCUCCGCGUCAUCCAGACCCUCUCCGAGGACUCUGAGGAGGACGCAGAGUCUGCCAACAAGGACGAACUGGACCCUGUGGACGACCCACGAGACGACACCCUCAACUGGACGCCGCUGUGGACUCGCUGGCUGGGAUUACCGAGCCACAUGCACUGGUGCCGGGACAUUGUCCUGCAGAAGACCAACAACGAGAGCUGGGGCUUCAGUAUCGUGGGGGGCUACGAGGAGAGCCACGGCCAGCAGCCUUUCUUCAUCAAAACCAUCGUGCCUGGUACGCCCGCUCAUUUUGACGGACGCCUCAAGUGCGGUGAUGAGAUAGUGGCGGUGAACGGAGCCACAACAGUGGGGAUGAACAACUCGUCCCUCAUCCCGAUGCUCAAGCUGCAGAAGAAUAAAGUCACGCUGACUGUGGUGUCCUGGCCUGGGAGUCUUGUGUAGCUAAGCACACGUCUUCUUACAGUCACCCUCUCAGUUGAUCACAGGCACACACAGAUCAUUGCCCUGUUCUGCUGCAUUCUUCACUCACCGUCCCUUCCACAUGUAACUCAUAGUUAGGUUCUAUUCUCAAGUCUUUUGAUUGGUUAUGUACUACAGGACAUGUGCAUACUUAAGAGCCAUCCUGUGCACAAUGGGAAUGACUUUCCCAAGCGUGGUCUCAGCUGUUUGUUUCAGUGUCCUUUCACACUCAGAGGGCAGAUGAUUGCACAAAAUGGGUUUAAUCAGGGUGCAAAAAUGACGACAAUCAGUGAAUUAUAUCUUAACAGCAAACUGGAAGGAUAGUUGUUCUUUUAAAUACCUUUUUGAUCCUCCUCUGAUUACUUUAGGUAUAUUUGCUUUCCUGGUAAAUAAUCUUAUCAUUUGUUAGCCAUGACUUGAUUCAAGUGAUUCACAUAAACAGACAGUUGUGAUAAAGAAUUAUAGAUCACUACAUAUAACAAAAUGGCUGCUGACUGUAUAUUGUGGUUUCAUCACAUUCACAAUCAAAACGUGCAACAAAGCAAUGUUAAGAAUAAAAUCAGCAGCUUUGUUGUGCUAUGAGAAGCGACUUUGGUUUGAACAGGGAAAGAAACGCCAAAGAAAAGACCUGCAGUCGUUCUCAUGCAGACAGGAAGGUUCAGUCUGGAGGCGCUUAGAGAGUCUGGGAUAUCUGAGGUGCAGUCUUAUCGAAGCCAUAAAAGGUAAUCAAUCAAAUCUUACGCACUCCUAAAGUUAGCUGCAAACCUACGUAGAACUUUUAACCAGAGUUGCAUUGCUGCACCAACAGCUUUGGUCCAAGUUUGCCAACACGAAAUAAACUUGGACGUGUUUAUAUUGUUGAUACUUCUGUGAUGAAUCUUUGGUCUUAAAAGAGUUGUUAAUCUACACGUGAUUCAUUCAGCAGCUUUUGAUUUAUUAUUUGAUACAUGUCCAUUGACCUGUGCUCUGUAUUUAUUUUUCAAAUGAUAAAGUGGCUCAUACUGAAUGACUUUGAUAAGCGGGUGACCUGUAGACAUUGAAGGACAAAGCAGAAUGUAUACUUGCCUUAAAUUGCCACUGUACUAAAUUGUGUUUCCUCUCAUUAUAUCCAGUUUAUAGGAAAAGGAGAGCAGCCUUGUUCGGAUAUAUUUGUGUUACCUCGUUCUUUUUGUGUCAACACAUUACCUGUGGCCUUUCUUGUAUCUAAAUUGAUACCAAACUAUAAUUAUUACAGUAGGUAGUGUUCAUAUUAGCCUGUUCACUGUUUCAUUAUGUUCAAUAAAAUCAUAAC